Messenger RNA from Paramecium sonneborni, 275 nucleotides. Lineage: Eukaryota; Ciliophora; Oligohymenophorea; Peniculida; Parameciidae. The record is from the annotation of a GenBank genome assembly.
AUGCAACAGGAAAUCUAGGAAGAAGAAAAAAAAUAUGAAGUAAAAAUAUAAUUUGAAUAAUAUCAUUCAGAAUUGAUUGAAUAAGUAUUAUCAGUUGAUAAUGAAGAUUGUAUAUUACAAAUGAAUAGCAUUGGUAAAUUAAAGAAAUAAAUUUAGGAAAUUAAUUGGUGUUAACUUUUAAGAGUAAUGACGCAAAAAAAGUGAGAUCUUCUGUUAAACAUACAAUCGAUUAACUAUUGCUUGUUCUUGAGACUAUAAAUUAUGCAAAAAAAUGA